CGGACCAUGAGCCCAGCGCCCGGGAUGAGCUGGUGCAGGACAGCGCGGGAGCCCGGGGUUCCUGCUGUGCUGCUCCCUGCCAUCGCACCUAACCCGCUUGGCACCAAAGGGUGCAAAUCCCCGGGCUUUGGGGAGAUCGGGGCUUGCUGCAAGGCUUUGGGGAAACUGGGGCUUCCUGCAAGGCUUUGGGGAGAUCAGGGUUUUCUGCAAGGCUUUGGGGAGAUCGGGGCUUGCUGCAAGGCUUGCUGCUCUCCAGCAGCCGGGCAGCCUCUCCCGGCCUCGGCCGGUGCAGGGCACAGGGUCCCCGUCGCCCAGCCCUUGGCUCCAGCAGCACUGAGGUCCUGAUCUUUGGCAGCAUUUGGUUUUACCCCGGGUCUUUGGGACAAAUCCCUGCAUUUUGCCUCUCCCCGCUCCCCUGCGGUCGGAGCCCGGCUCUCGCUGCGCCGUGGCGGCCAGGCCGAGCCGUCCUGGCUGCCGGAGCAGGUUUCUGCCGCCGUCGGAGGGUCCCGUCCCGCGGGAUGGGCACGCGGGGCGUCCCAGCGCCUGGCUCGGUGCCCUCAGACCCGGGGCUCUCCCUGGAGCCGGCUGCGAGCGGAGCCGGCGCCGCGGGGCCGGGCAGGUGCGAGAGCCAAACUCUGAGCGGUCAGAAACUCCCUCUGGAAAUACCCCGGCGGGGCGGGAGGCCCCCGGCCGCGCUCGGGGCGGGUCUUGCGGGGCUUUAAGAAGGGCCGAGGACGGGGCUGGCGGCCAGAGACGCCCCGGCUGUCGCCUUCCCGGCCGCGAGGACGCGGGGAAGGAAGGAGGGACGGGAAACCCGCCGCUGCUGCCGCCCGCGCCGGAGGAGACGCUGCUGCGGGCGAUGGAGCCGGUGCUGCUCGUGCUCCUCGGCUCGCUCUGGGGCUGCAGCGGGCGCCCGGCCAACAAGCUGACGGUGGUGCCGGCGGAGCCGGUGGUGCCGUACGGCGGCUCGGCCCAGCUGAACUGCUCCCUGGCCUGCGCCGAGGGCACGGUGCAGUGGCGGGGGCUGGACACCAACCUGGGCACCGUCGUCUCCUCCGCCGGCCACAGCGUCCUGCGCCUGAGCAACACCGCGGUGGCCGCCGAGGGCACCAAGAUCUGCCAGGGCACCUGCGGCGGGCGGCACUACCAGCACGCCGUCGACCUCAAGGUCUACUCCCUGCCGGACACGCUGCAGCUGGCGGCGCAGCCGGCGGUGCUGGUGCCGGGGCGGCCGGCGGCCCUGCGCUGCGCGGCGCGGCGCGUCUACCCGCUGGCGGGGCUGGCGCUCGCCUGGUACCGCGGGGAGCGGCUGCUGCAGCGGGCGCCCUUCGACGCGGAGGAGACCGAGGAGGAGCUCUUCGACGUGGCCGCCACGCUGCCGCUGGCGGGGCGCGACGUGGUCGUCGGCGCGGAGUUCCGCUGCGAGGUGACGCUGACCGUCCGGCGGGAAACCUUCACCCGGGCGGCGGCCCUGGCCGUGAGCGACGCCGCGGUGACGGAGCAGCCCGCGGCCGCGGCCACCGUCCCGCAGACGCCCCCGACCGCCCCGGCUCCGACGGGGACCCCCGGCACGGCCGCGUCCGAGGCCGCUGCGACUCUGCCGCCCACGCAGAGCCCCCCGGCCCGCGACGCCACCGCGGCCCCGACCGAGCCCUCGCAGGAACCCGCCGCCGAGGCCGCCUCGGACCGGGCUGCGGCCGCCGAAACCCCCUCCCCGGAGAGCCCUGCUCCGCGGGACGACGACGCGGAUGCUCCCACGGCACCUCCAGCCACCGGCACGGUGCCCGGCUCCGGCACGGCGAGCCCCACGGCCGGGAGCACGGCCCGGGCGCAGGGACCCGCCGCGGACGGGGCCGGGCGCCGCCGGGGCUCCCCCACCGCGGGGCCGGCUGCCGGCACGGCGCCCGGCUGCAGCCUGCGCAUCUGGUCGCUGCCGCCCAACGGGACGCGGGGCCGGGCCCUGCGCAUCGAGUGCCGGGCGCAGUGCGGCGCCAACGCCACCGUCCGCUGGCUGCGCACGCCCGUGGCCCUCUCGCAGUACCGGGAGGAGGCGGCGGGCAGCGGCUCCGCCCUGAGCCUGGACCGCGCGGAGCUGCGGCACCAGGGCCGCUACCAGUGCGCCGUGCUCAGCCGCCGGGCGCCGGUGGCCAGCCUGCAGCUGGCCGUGUCCGCCGAUACGGUCAGCACCGACCCUGCCAUACCCGUGGGGACGACGGUCUCGCUUUUGGGACUGAUAGUGACCGCAGUCACAUCCCAUCGCCUGUGGAAACGGUUCAAAUCACAGUACGAUCUGUCCUAGGAGUGGGCCCUGCCUGCAGGCGCCGCAGCCCUCAGGGCCAGUCCCGAGCACCAGCCCUUCCGCUGCCGGACUCGCUGGGCCCCCGGGGAGCUGCACCUCCGACGGCGCCCGGCUCGCGGCAGAGGGCUGCAGGAGCUGCGGGGUGAGGGCUGCUGCGAUGAGACCCGAGAGAAGAGCAGAAGCAUCCGCGAUGCUGGACAGGCCACAGGUGUGCUGGCCCCAUCGCAGCUCUCAGGCUGCGUCAUUUCGCGGAGGUGGCCGUGCCCCGCGCAGGGCAGCUCUGCCCCUCCGGAGGGGCCCCUGGGGCUCCGUCGCACGCGGCCGCCCCGACAGCCAGAGACCGACGGCAAGUCCCCUCCGUCACAACAGAUGUGUCGGGACACUGCUGUGGGAGGUGCGGUGGGUAAAACUGGCUGUGCAAAUGAUCUGUGCAUUUAAUAUUGAGUGAAGAGGCCGGUCCAUGGCAUAGAGAGUCUGUGGUACGGGAGGGCAUCUUUUCUAAUAAAGGUUUUUGUGAUGUUUUUUUCUA
Messenger RNA from Dromaius novaehollandiae (emu), 2828 nucleotides. RefSeq names its product mucosal vascular addressin cell adhesion molecule 1 (gene MADCAM1). Gene Ontology annotation, molecular function: integrin binding involved in cell-matrix adhesion. Gene Ontology annotation, biological process: positive regulation of lymphocyte migration; leukocyte tethering or rolling; integrin-mediated signaling pathway. The transcript has 5 exons. The record is from RefSeq and is a predicted model, not a curated record. Gene Ontology annotation, cellular component: membrane. The coding region runs from base 860 to 2299 and encodes 479 amino acids. Lineage: Eukaryota; Metazoa; Chordata; Aves; Casuariiformes; Dromaiidae.